AUGGCCCCCAAGCCUCAGCACUUCGGAAAGUACGAGGACGAAGAUGAGGAGACGGAUUUGCUGAGGGGGAGGUGGCCCCGAAAUCGCCCAACACCUGGCAGGGACAUUGAAGAUGAGCUCUUGCCUUUUGGGAUCAAGGCGGACUGUCGGACCAUGUCCGCGGCAGUCGUUUGUGUCCUUGUGGUGGGCAUGGUUCUCAUCAAGGUGACCAUGUUCCCUGGCAGCGCCGAGUACGUGCGUCCAGCGGAGACUUCGCGCCCUCCCAUCAGGACGACCGAAAACCUUGCACUGGUGGACAGCCUGCCACCUUCUCUGCGCGGUCCAUCAUCCGCGGGGCCGAAGAUCGAUGCAGGAAAGACAGUGACUACGCUGGGCCCUGCGCAAGUAGGCACGGGCUUGAACGGCAAUGGAGAUGCACCUGCUGGCCAAGCUGAUCACCCUGCAGGCACUAGCACACACAGUGAUGCAUCGGACGGACAUGACGCAUCGGACGGGGAUGGUGAUGCAGCGGACGGGGGUGGUGAUGCAUCGAACGGACCAGAUGGUCAGAAGCAGGGGGACGACGAUUCAGCAGACGGCCCGGGAGACGAAGCAUCGACAACAGCAGGCGAUGAGCCAGUGGCUGGUCAGCAAAACGGAGAUGCAGACGACGGCUCAGGCGACGAAGCAUCGACAACAGCAGGCAAUGAGCCCGUGGCUGCUGCAGAAGACGGCUCAGGCGACGAAGCAUCGACAACAGUAGGCAGUGAGCCAGUGGCUGGUCAGCAAAACGGGAAUGCAGAAGACGGCUCAGGCGACGAAGCAUCGACGACAGCGGGCAAUGAGCCUGUGGCUGGUCAGCAAAACGGAGAUGCAGACGGCGGCUCAGGCGACGAAGCAUCGACAACAGUAGGCAAUGAGCCAGUGGCUGGUCAGCAAAACGGGAAUGCAGAAGACGGCUCAGGCGACGAAGCAUCGACGACAGCGGGCAAUGAGCCUGUGGCUGAAGACGGCUCAGGCGACGAAGCAUCGACAACAGUCGGAAAUGAGCCAGUGGCUGGCCAGCAGGGAGGCACUCCGCACGGCCCAGGUGAGGAAACGUCGACCACAGCAGGCGACCAGCCAACCACUGGAACAUUUCCGGAUACCUCAAGCAGUCCAAAUUUGGAGCCAGAGACAACUGCACCGGCAGCUGGUCUUCCGGGAGCAGGUGCCACAGGACGCGAGGCAUCCACAACAGAAUUGGACCAGAAUGUGACCAGUCAGGCCCCUCUUGACGACCCAUUCACCGCAGCAGCAGACCAGCACACGACAAGCCGGCAGGCCUUGGCUGAGGCCAAGGGCGAGCCGCCUAAUCCACCUACGACAUCAAAAGGCGCAGAGGUUGCGAGCGAGGAAGGAGCCGUGCUGUCCACGACAGUGAGCUCAGUAGAGCAGACGACUAGCUUCCAGGAAGCGACUGAGGCGCCAGACGAGCUCUCCACGGCAGCACCGGACCAAACGACUGGCCAGCAGAACCCUCUUGAGCCUCUUGAGGCAGGGUACAAGCUGUCCACAGCAGCUGAAGAGACGACCGGCCAGCAGCUUUCUGUUGAAGCAGGAGACGGAGACGUGUUGUCUACUACAGCGGCCCAGAUCCAGCCCGGACCGUCCACCUCGAGUGCGGGAGGGGUUCUGGUGACAACGUCAUGGGACGAUCAGGGAGCCGGCCAAGGAGAUGCUUCCAGUUCCACGUCAGAGUUAGAGCAGACAACUGGCAAGGCAGAUUCCUCAACAAACAAAGAUGCAGAUGGCCCAGGCGAUGGGCCGAGCAGCUCACCAGCCCUUGAAGGAGCCAAAGAAACGACAUCCGCUCCAGGGACGGCCACAACGGGCGACUUCGGCGAGAGCACAGGGACCACGACCCGGCCGGAUGAUCCAGGCAGGGCCGGAGAGUAG
Molecule: messenger RNA, 1917 nt
Organism: Symbiodinium natans
Lineage: Eukaryota; Dinophyceae; Suessiales; Symbiodiniaceae
Source: the annotation of a GenBank genome assembly